AUGAAUCUUCUUUCCCUCCUGGGUGUAGCUUACCUGGUUCGCGCUACGCUUGCUGGUUCCAUCUCAUACUCCGGACCCACUGUCAAUACAAAGAACGGGACAUAUGGUGGUCGCCACGUACCCACAUACGACCAAGAUGUAUUUUUAGGUAUUCGAUAUGCUCAGGUAGUGACCGAUUUUCUGCAGAAAGUAGUCCGCUUCUCCCGGGCUGAACCUCUCAAUGAAUCAUGGGACGGAGUCCUACCUGCCACCGAAUACAAGGAGCACUGUUGGGGCUAUGGUAUUGAUUGGACCGGUCCGAAUGCAGACUGGUCUGGUUAUCCCAUGUCAGAAGACUGUCUCUACCUUAACAUUGUUCGCCCGGCUAAUCUUACCAACACCUCCCGACUACCAGUUGCAGUUUGGAUCCAUGGAGGGGGGUUUGCCAAAGGUGGAGGCUCGGACAAACGAUACAAUUACAGCUAUGCCGUGCGAGAUGCUGUCAACAUGGACAAGCCAUUUAUCGGUGUUACCAUUAACUACCGCCUCUCGGUGUGGGGUUGGCUUAUGGGCAAGGAGGCUAUGGAGGCUGGCGCUGUCAAUCUUGGGUAUCAUGAUAUGCGUCAAUCCCUGCGCUGGAUCAACGAAAAUAUAGCUGCAUUUGGCGGCGAUCCAGUAAAGGUGACUAUCGUAGGCGAGAGUUGUGGUGCUGAAGCUCUAGCGGCUCAGAUAUUAGCCUACAAUGGUCGUGACGAUGGACUUUUCCGGGCGGCUAUUGGGGAGUCUGGGUUUGGGGGUCGCAUUCCUCGAUUCCAUCCUGGUGGUUUUAACAGCACUGUCGCUGACCAAGAUCUAUUUGAUCGACUUGUAUUGAAUACGUCCUGUGCCGGCACUGUGGGAACCUCCGCUACUAUUCCCUGCCUCAGGAAUGCGCCGUUCGAUGAGAUCAAUCACGCCGUCAAUGUAUCUGGGAUUGCGCAGUGGGCUCCGGUGAUGGAUGGCGAUUUCAUCCAAGAUUACCCAACAAACCAGUUCCGGGACGGGAGGUUCGUCAAAGUUCCGAUCUUGAUCGGCGCCAAUACAGAUGAAGGUGGUUAUUUUCGGGGGCUUCGUGGGAACGCCAAUGUGACAAUCAUCAACUCGGAUGAUGAUUUUAAGAACAUGGUUAGACCAGUCUUCGCGGACAACGUCGAACAUGCAACCGGCAAGAGUGUCAACGAGCUUGUUGACGAGAUUGCAUUGAUAUACCCUAACAUCCAGAAUGUGGGCAUCCCCAGUCUCCAGGCCUGGCCUGUAGUCAUAAGCGAAACCACACCUGAUCUAGAGUAUUUGGGUCUCCAGGACCGACGGGGCAAUGCUUUUGGUGGCGAUAUAACUAAUAUUGCCUGGCGUCGAAAAUCCAAUAUUUACUGGUCUCAACAUGGAAUUCCUAGUUGGAGUUACAGGUUUGACGCCGUCCCAGAUGGCAUAGCAGUAGCAUGUGUUUUCAACGACAUACCAGGCGAAGGCUACAGACUGAAGCCGCUUCUUUCUGAAGCAAACAAAGCCUUGGCCAAGAAGGUAUCUGGGGCGUGGAUCAGGAUGAUCGCCGAUCUCGAUCCAAAUGGUGCCAAUGAAGAGACCACUUGGCCUAUCUAUAACACCUCUGCAGGUGGGAAUGUAGGGCAAAAUAUGGUAUUCAAUGUAAAUGGCUCCUUUAUCGAGUAUGACGACUUCCGUGCAGAAGCUCUCUUGUGGUUUGACAAUCACUUUCUCGAUGUUUUCGGUACAUAG
Molecule: messenger RNA, 1752 nt
Organism: Aspergillus versicolor CBS 583.65
Lineage: Eukaryota; Fungi; Ascomycota; Eurotiomycetes; Eurotiales; Aspergillaceae
Exons: 4
Coding region: 1-1752 (583 amino acids)
Source: RefSeq, a predicted model, not a curated record